Molecule: messenger RNA, 6827 nt
Organism: Schistocerca piceifrons (Central American locust)
Lineage: Eukaryota; Metazoa; Arthropoda; Insecta; Orthoptera; Acrididae
Gene: amon
Product: neuroendocrine convertase 2
Exons: 15
Coding region: 1-2271 (756 amino acids)
Biological process (GO): protein processing
Cellular component (GO): trans-Golgi network; Golgi membrane
Molecular function (GO): serine-type endopeptidase activity
Source: RefSeq, a predicted model, not a curated record
AUGCAAGAAUGCACUGCAGCAGCCUGUUGCGAUAUUGGUGUACGAACUCUCAGAUGGUUUGUGCAGGAGGCCAAGUUGCAUCAGCAAACAACUGAAAAUGUGGAAUUCCGGUCUCCAGGGAAGAAAUUUACUGUGCCAAAGCGGGUAACAGAAGUCGACGACUUCGACCAAGAUGUUUUACGAGUGCGGGCGACCAACACAGCGGCGGACGGCGGCAACGAGAAGCGUUACCACUGCGUCGCCACCACCAGUGGGGAAGGACAGCUGGCAGGUGCGAGCCGGAGACAACACGAGACGCGGCCGCUCUGGAGUGCCGCGGGAGGGCGCGGGGCGGGGUUCGAUAAAACACGCCCCGCGCGCUGCGCCCGCCCGCCCGCGCAUGCGCGCCGCCGCCAAUCAAUGCGCCACGUCACAGCUGACGUCACGGCGGCGGCGGCGUGCGGCGCGGUCUUCACCAACUCGUUCUUGGUGCGACUGCGGGGCACACCGGGCACCGCCGUCGCUGACCAGGUGGCGGCGCGCACCGGCUUCCUCAACCUGGGGCCGGUGCUGGGUUCGGACCGGGAGUUCCACUUCGUGCACCGCGCACUGCCGCACGCUCGCAGCAAGCGUAGCGUCCCGCACGUGCGCCGCCUCAAGGUGGACCCCCUGGUGGAGGCGGCGGUGCAGCAGACGGGCUUCCGGCGCGUGAAGCGCGGCUACAAGCCGCUGCGCGUGGAGAACCUGGUGAAGAACAUGCGGCCGCAGCGCGACCCGGCCGACCCCUACUUCCCCUUCCAGUGGUACCUCAAGAACACCGGCCAGAACGGCGGCAAGGCCAAGCUCGACCUCAACGUCGAGGCCGCCUGGGCUCAGGGCGUCACCGGCAAGAACGUCACCACCGCCAUCAUGGACGACGGUGUGGACUAUAUGCAUCCAGAUCUCAAACAUAAUUAUAACGCUCGCGCCAGCUACGACUUCAGCAGCAACGACCCCUACCCGUACCCGCGGUACACCGACGAUUGGUUUAACAGUCACGGGACCCGUUGUGCUGGCGAGGUGGCAGCUGCCAGGGACAAUGGGGUCUGCGGUGUGGGCGUGGCCUAUGACUCCAAGAUAGCUGGUAUCCGCAUGCUGGACCAGCCCUACAUGACGGACCUGAUUGAGGCCAAUUCGAUGGGCCACGAGCCGAACCUGAUCGACAUCUACAGCGCCUCCUGGGGGCCCACGGACGACGGCAAGACGGUGGACGGGCCGCGCAACGCCACCAUGCGAGCCAUCGUCCGGGGCGUCAACGAGGGCCGGAACGGCCUGGGCAACAUCUACGUGUGGGCGAGCGGCGACGGCGGCGAGGACGACGACUGCAACUGCGACGGGUACGCGGCCAGCAUGUGGACCGUGUCCAUCAACAGCGCCAUCAACGACGGCCAGAACGCGCACUACGACGAGAGCUGCUCCUCCACGCUGGCCUCCACCUUCAGCAACGGCGCCAAGGACCCCAACACCGGAGUCGCGACGACGGACUUGUACGGCAAGUGCACGACGACGCACUCUGGCACGUCAGCGGCCGCUCCGGAAGCGGCAGGCGUCUUCGCGCUGGCGCUGGAGGCCAACCCGCAGCUGACGUGGCGGGACAUCCAGCACCUGACGGUGCUCACGUCGAAGCGCAACUCACUGUUCGACGCGAAGCGGCGCUUCCACUGGACGAUGAACGGCGUGGGCCUCGAGUUCAACCACCUCUUCGGAUUCGGCGUGCUGGACGCUGGCGCCAUGGUGGCGCUCGCCAAGCAGUGGCGCACCGUGCCCGCCAGGUUCCACUGCGAGGGCGGAUCCGUCAACGAAGCGCACGAGAUCCCGUCCCGCGGCCCACUGGUGCUGAAGAUCUCGACGGACGCGUGCCGCGGCACCGACACGCAGGUGGACUACCUGGAGCACGUGCAGGCCGUCAUCACGCUCAACGCGUCGCGACGCGGGGACCUCGAGCUCUUCCUCACCUCGCCCAUGGGCACCAGAUCGAUGAUCUUGAGCAGGCGUGUUAAUGAUGAUGAUCAUCGUGAUGGGUUCACCAAAUGGCCAUUCAUGACAACUCACACAUGGGGAGAGUAUCCGCAGGGCACAUGGACAUUAGAGGUUGGCUUCAAUUCACCAAUACCACAAACAGGUUUCCUAAAGGAAUGGACUCUGAUGCUGCAUGGCACACGUGAUCCACCAUACAGUGAGCUACCUGUCACAGAUCCACACUCCAAGCUAGCCAUUGUGAAGAAGGCCCAUGAAGAGCGCAGCAAGUUGUAGGACUGCCCAAAAGCUGUGACCUUAUAACAUAAUAGCUGUAGACAUGGUAUGCCACUUUGAUGCGAUGGCUAAUUACACUAAACCCACUAAUAUAUAGUUCUCUGGCAUCAAACACAACAACAUUCUGAGAUGUUUGAAAUAACUUCCCUUCCUCUGUAAAAUUAUUUGGUUUGGCAAGUAAGUCACAAGACGUGUUAAUUUUUAUGUUUCAUAACAUACAAUCAAGCCCCAAAGUUCCUACCAUGUCUCACACCCUAAUAGAGCAGAUUCCUGGAAAUACUUAUAAAAAUUCUUCAUCCAUAAUUUUCUUCUGAGCUCUGCUGUGUUGGUACCAAUAUUAUUUGGGUAAUGUUGGUGUUCAACAAUAUGCAAAACUUUUACUUACUAUAUUGUGCAGGUUUCCAUAUUCUAACUGAAUGCAACACAGCAGCUGCAAUUCUGUUUCCAAAAGCAAAGAAGAAAAAGCUUCUUUCGUACACCUACCUUCAUGUAGACAAAAUGAAUUUGAGGUAGAGAGUGCAAACCAGUAUGGAAAUUAAUAGACUUUCAUAUCUUACCUACAAAUUACAGAUCUGCAUCAAACUUAUUCACCAAUAGUGUAGAAUGUAUAACAGAGUAAUAUGGUGAGAAAAGAUCAUUUAUCACAUUACAUCAGUAGUUGCCUGAAUAAAAUUAUGGGGAAAAUGGUAAAUACGAGAGUCAAAUAUUCAAUUUAAAAAGAUUGGAUCUGAGAAUGAAGACAAUGAUUGUAUCAUUACAUAAAAAUGAAAGGUUACUUUUCCCCUUGAUAAAUAGUCAAGAAUUUUGAACACAGCAGGCCUUUAGGCUUCUGAACUAUUUAUGAAAAUGUUUUGAAGUCACUAUGAAAGCAAAUGUAUUAAAUCAAAGACAGGGAGAAAAAAAAUUGGAAAUUUGGGGAUCACUCUUAAAUGAAAAAUUUCAUUUCAUGUUUAUUAAUUAAGUUAGUAAGAGAAAUAUUCCUCGUACAAGGGAAAAAAUUUUGAGCUGUCGACAAAAUAUGCUGUAAUACAAAUUUUCUAAUGGUUUUCUCAAUCAGCAGUACUAAUAGAGUUAUUUCAGAAUACAAAAUAAACUAUUACUUCAGUUAGUUCAUUUAUUAUGCAAAGCUCAUUUUCUCUUCAAGUCUUUAUAUGAUGACUAAGUAUGUUUCCAAAAAGUUACAGUUUUAAAUUAUUAUCAGACUGAAUAUUUUACACGUUACUGUUUUCCACAUGCAGUGAAUAAAUUAUGUCACUAGCACCAUAUGCAUACACAAAGUCUGAAGAAAUAAUAUGCAACAAAUAUAAUCACUCACAUGGUAAGUGGUUGAUUAAUAGGGUACACACUGUUACAUAAUCCCAGCUGGUAUGCCUACCAUUUGUUUGACAGCUUUUCCCUACUAUGUCUGAGAAAUGUCAGUCUGCCAGUGCACAAAAGGUUUUGUCCAUCAAAAUGUGUUACAGAUUAUGCAUCUAUAGACAGAUAUUUUUCUGUAUUUUAAAAUAUUUCAGUCUAUUUUCUUCAAACCUGUAAUUUCAAUGAAAAACUUAAGCUUAGAUAUGCAGCUAUGGCUAAAAUUAAUAUUCUUCACAUUACCAUAAAUGCCUCUGAGUAGGAUUUCAUACUUAUUUGCACUCUUUACCUCUGAUACUCCUCUUUUAUUUAAAAAAGACACUGUAGAAAUAAAUAGCAGUAAUUAGUACCUUAUUUUGAGAGCAAUCAAGCUGUUGGACAAGAUUGGUGAGCAUUAAAAUGAGUAUCAUUUUUACAUACUUUUUACUUUCCAAAAUCAUUGCAGAGUACUGAACUCUGUAUGAAAGUAUUAAAUGUUUAUUUUGUGAUACAUACAGAUUAUGCAUUACUGUACCUGCUGUUAUUUAUUUAUUUUUCCUCAGAGACUGUUUCCUGUAAAAUGAAUUAUUGUAUCUGGUAGAUUGUUGUUAAUAUCAAAGUGGAGGUUAAAUUCUAUUUUUAUAAUUUUAUUCUUUUGUUAGUGAAUUGUUAUCUGGAGCACAAAUGUUUCAUUCUGCAAAUAAAAACAAACAGUAUCUCUACAAAUGAGAAUCAAACUUACUGUUUAAGACAAAUAUCACUACAACAGUUUUCUUCUUUCUUUACCUGUUCUAAGAAUAAAUUUAUGAACAGUUCAGUCAUUCCCUGUACAAUAACAUAGCAUGAAAGAGCACUGUAUACAGCAUAUGUGGGCGAUGAAAUCCUAAAUAGUAGUUCUUAAUAUGCUUCAUGCAGUAACACUCUCUGUGAAAACAAAUCUCUCUGAGUUUCAUAAUCAGAUGUCAUUGUGGCUGAACUGUCAAAAGUACAAAUAAAUGUCAAGCUCUAGGAAGCCUGAUGUUAUCUACUUUUAUGCUAAAUUAUUGCUUCUUUUCCAUUCAUAACUAUAAGUAUAAAUUUCUUCUGUCAAUGUGUGAUGACUCACCUUCUGGAAUUAUAUAACGACUUUGACACUUCCCUCUGUAAAGAAUUUUCCUGUAACUGUUCAACAGAAUGUGUUUGAUUAGCUGAUCUAUGUUAUCAAUCUGACGUAAAUAUUAUCAGAGUGAAAAUUUCUUUUUAUUUCUGUACAAAUAAAAAUAAAUUAUGUUCCUUCCAAACAAUCCAGAUAUUAUUUCCCCUUUUUAAAGUCUCAUACCAAAUAUCAUUUUAUAAUGAAGUUCAUAGUACAUAUAUUUCCACAUGUAAAAAGAAACAAUUUUUACAAUAAAUGAAAAUUGGCAACUACUUUUUUCACUCAAAAUCAAGAACAAUUUGUCAGUGCAGUGCAUCAUGGAAACCUUUCCUUUUCUUUAUAACAGAUUAACUUUGACACUGUUGAUGUUUUUCCUCUCUUUCUAACAGCAGAAUCUCUGAGUUCUUGGUUUCAUGUUGAUCAAAUAACCAAAUGGCCUUCGUAUUACAAUCAGUUAACCAACUUAAACAUCCCUAACUAGUAAUAUGAGGGGCCAUUCUAGUCAGAUAAAUAAUGUUUCUUCCUCUAAACAACUACCUAACUGGGCCAGCUAUUCAAUUGCUUAGCUGAAUUAUCUUCUAUGCCUGCAUGAGAUUAUGAAUGGUAAAAAGUCUUGCUACAAAAAAUGAUUAUUGCUAAGCCAGCUGCCAGCAAAUGGCAUCCUUCUGUCCCUUCCCCUUUCAUAUUCCCCUCCCUCUUCCUCUCUCUCUCUCUCUCUCUCUCUCUCUCUCUCUCUCUCUCUCUAUCUAUCUGUCUAUCUAUCUGUCUGUCUGUCUGUCUGUCUACCUACCUAUCUCUCUGUGUAUUCAUACCUGUCUCAUUCUCUCUCCUGAUGUUAUCAUAUAACUGUGAGAGUACCGAUGGGAAACAUAGUGGAAAGUUGAAAAUUUUGUGGAGAAACUGGAGUAGAACACCGUUUUCCGUUUUCCAUUCUUCUCUUGUCCCACAUUGUGCAUAAUUUUCCAUGAUCUUAUCUUAUUCAUGUUUCUUGCCUUCCAUGUGCUCAGAUUAGCCCACUGCUUGCACAAAAUGAACUGAAUCACCAGAAGUAAUAUGAAUGGAAGUUCAGCAGCUCACAAUAACCCUUUCCUUUUUGCAUGUUUCUUUACUGUUAUUUAGUAUCUUAAUCAUGACUGAUGAUCUGAGUUGUUGCUUUCAUUUCCUGUAUAAUGUUCUGGUCUCUACAAUCACAAUUAAAAUGUGAUUAGAUUUAUGGAACAAAGCUGUUUCUUUCAUGGAAACAAACACAUUACAGAAAACAUACUCAGAAAGUUAAAAGUAAUUAACAGUCUGUCACUUCCAGAUUAAGUAUUUCAUAUUGAAAUUUUGGAAAAUUCUAGUCAUUUUUGAGACUGUUUACUGCAGAAUUUUUGGUGUAUAACUAUAAUAAAAGUGAAUUAAUUGUAAAGCUAAAGUAACUGUUCAUAUCAACAAAGUCUCCAUUAUUACAAAUAUUUUUGAUUUACAAUUUACAUCCAUACUCAGAUUACCUAAAACUCAGUUCACAUAAAUGCCAAAAAAAAGGGCGAGGAGAAAAUAGUUUUAUUUUUAUGAAAUGAAAUUGACAUAAACAAUUUGGAAAUGUAUCAGACUAAGUAGUUCCUUAAUCCAUGCAAGAAGCUAUUCUGAAAUGAAUUUAUGUCACUAGUUUACCUUUUGCUACAAGUAUGAUCUUAUAUCCAAACAAAUUCUCUGCAAAACAUCAAGAUGUAUAUGGGAUAUUUCUUAUUUUUAAAUGUCUCCAGUAACACUGAUUUCAAUAUUUUGUCAUAAUAGUUAUAAAUAUUGUUUACAUAAAAUUAAGAAGCACUUUGUUUCUUGUUUUUCUGUUCCUCUAUAUCAUAAAUUAAAUGCUCCAAAUUCUCAGAAGCAUUCUAUGAUCUGAAUUAGUGGGCAGAUUCAAGAAAGCAUUUUUACUGUUGAUGGUUGGUACAGAACAGUAGCUUCUUUUGGCACAGUUUUUUUACUGUAUUUUUGUUUAUGUUCUAAAGUUUCUACCUUCCUUUAAUUGCAUCAGACUUUCGAUGUGGUAUUUUACAUCAGACUUUUGCUGUGGUAUUUUAACUCACUCUCUCUCUCGCUCUCUCUC